Dovyalis caffra is the source of this 717-nucleotide messenger RNA. Lineage: Eukaryota; Viridiplantae; Streptophyta; Magnoliopsida; Malpighiales; Salicaceae. The record is from the annotation of a GenBank genome assembly.
AUGAGGAAUGCCUUUGUCUAUCUCAAGCGUCACCGCCAAAUCUCUCUUCUAUCCAAUGGCAGCACCUCCAUUAGUCUUCGAAAUUUCACUUCACAGGGCAGUCAAUUUCAGCAUCCGAAAUGGUUUUCUACGGCGUAUUCGAGUGUACACGGCGGAAGGCCGUCGGCGGAGUAUGCGAAAUUGAGGAAAGAAUCACUGGAAAGUGAAUUUGGACAAGCUCUUAGUUCUAGUUCUAAAAAAACUUCGAUUCUUUAUCGAUUCGGCCCGCUUUUAGCUUUGUAUAGGGCAACUAUUAUUUCAUUUCAUGUUUUGAAACUAACCGCCUGGGAGUUGUUCGUUCACGAUAUUAAAAAGCGUGCCGUUAAGUUUCGUGAAACUUUGAUCGACUUGGGACCUUUCUACAUCAAGGCAAGUGCCAUUCUUGUGAAAUUUAUGCUGCCUUGUGAAGUUAUCAUGCUAAAUGCCACUGGAAAUGCCAUCAGUUUGUUUUCCAUUCUCAGCCGCCUUGGACAGGCUCUGAGCACUAGACCAGAUAUCUUGCCGACUGUGUAUUGUCACGAGCUUGCUAAGUUACAGGAUCAAAUACCAACAUUUCCAACUCAUGUUGCAAUUGAAUCAAUUGAAUCCCAGUUGGGUCGCCCUGUUAAACAAAUUUUUGCUGACAUUAGUCCAAAGCCUAUUGCUGCAGCGUCUUUGGGACAGGUGUAUAAAGGUUAG